AUGAUCGAUGAAGUGAUCGAGUACACGAGUUGCUUAUUGCCAGUUGUAAACGAUAAUCUGGAUGUUAGUGAGACAAAAGGAGUGAUGUGCACAUGGAGCGGAGCCAUCAUCGACGACAACAUUAUCUCCCUGACAUGGAUUUUCGAUUGGAGCAAACUCAAAGAUCAAGGAGUCGAAAGUCUAUUCGGACAACUUUCUAUUCACAGCGAGAACAUUCCCAAAGAAUCUCAACAGAUCGAUAUCGAUUUUAGAAAUUCAAUUGAAACAAUUGAGACAGUGAUAGAAGUUGCGACAUCAUGUGAUCCACUCAUCAAUGUCUCCUUCGAUUUUUCCGUUAUUCCUGUGACAAAUUCAGCUGCAAAGGAGGCAUGUGAGGAGAUGUUUGCACCGUCUGAAGAGACUGACGGUAUUUUGAUUGUUGAAGGGAUGAAAUUGCAUGUUAAUAAAGAGUUUCUCUCUUAUCAAUCCGAAUUCUUCCGUGCUCUCUUCUCAUCGAAUUACAAAGAAGGACAAAUGGCGGAGAUUCCUAUCAAAGAUGUCAAUUUCAGUGAUUUCAAGCUUCUUUUGAGUAUUGUCUACCCGAUUAAUGAGUUUCCGAAUGACAAAACCGCUGAAAAACUGCUGGAACUCGCCGAUCGCUUCAUAAUCCCAUCAGUAACUCAUAAAGUGAACUAUCAUCUCAUGAAUCAUUCGAAAUUUGACAACUCGAAACUUUUGUGUCUCGCCGACGAAUAUCAGCUGAAGGAUCUGCUGGAGAAGAGUAUUCAUCAGAUGAAUACAUUGGAGAAGGCGAAGGAAUUGGAGAAAUGCGGCGAAUAUUCGGAAUUGUCGAUUGCAACGAAAGCGAAAUUGUUUGAUCGAAUGUUGAAGUUAAUUUGA
This is a messenger RNA of Caenorhabditis remanei, 879 nucleotides long. RefSeq lists its product as uncharacterized. The coding region runs from base 1 to 879 and encodes 292 amino acids. Gene Ontology annotation, molecular function: protein binding. The transcript has 4 exons. The record is from RefSeq and is a predicted model, not a curated record. Lineage: Eukaryota; Metazoa; Nematoda; Chromadorea; Rhabditida; Rhabditidae.